AUUAUUAAUAGGCUAUAGUUUACCCGGAUCGUCGGAAAAAAAUAAUUUUCAGUAGGUGAAACAUUCCUUAUAUUUUCGUUUUUAAAAGGCUGCCAAAAUCUCGUCUCUUAAACCCCGAUAGUUUCGCUUACUGUGAACGGAUUGAAGCAGCAGGUGAAGGGAGAGUGGUUUUUUGUUCGUCUCAGUGUAAAAAAAUUCUGUUGUGGUAGGGUUUCGAAAUAUUUUUCCUGCAGACUCUGCCUAUUUUUUCUCAUCAGCUUUGUUGACAGCACAACACAGUUUGCGCAGAAUCUUGGGGAAAUAGCUUACAACUGCAUUCCUUGAAGAAUUUUGAAGGAUCAAGGAAAAGUACUUUUUAGCGAGCUUGAUUGGGUUGGGAGAAUGGCUCACCGCAUCUUGCAGGCUUUUCAGAGAUCACAGUUAGCUGCUUCUUCAUCUGCAAGAGCCAGGGCACCAUAUGGUUUGGGCAUACAAAAGCAGCUUUCAACAAUAGGAGAAGACUCUGACACUCAUAGUGAUUUCAGAUCUAUAAAUAAGGCUCCAAGUGAUGCUCCUUCAGCACGUGAGUUGGUGGAGAAGGACGUGAAAGAAAAUCCUAUAAUGCUAUAUAUUAAGGGAGUUCCAGAUGCUCCUCGUUGCGGCUUCAGUAAAUUAGCAGUUAGUGUUUUGCAACAAUAUGGUGUUUCAUUCAGCUCAAGAAAUAUACUGGAAGAUUCAGAACUUAAAGAAGGAAUUAAAGCUUUCAGCAAUUGGCCCACGUUUCCACAGAUCUUCAUAAAAGGGGAGUUUGUAGGAGGUUCGGACAUUAUUUUAAACAUGCACCAGUCUGGAGAACUGAAGGAAAAGCUAAAGGAUCUCAUGCCAAGUAAAUAAUUUAGAGGAACACAGAAACCUUGUGAAAUUAUCUCAUUUCAGAUAGAAAAAUUGCAUGUAUUGACUCUCAAAAAUUGAAUCAAGCUGAGGUUUUUAUGGUUGUCACUGUUUUCAAGCAUCGGCCUGUUCAUUCAGACAGUGUUCGAUUUGUAUCAUAGUUUUAGCCUCUGAGAUUUAAUCAAUAUUUUUUAUACGGUAUCUUAAUUUGCAUGUGCAGCCUAAUGAGAUACUUUAGCAGCUGCUGUAUUGCUAGAAAUAGUUUGAUAUGCAUAUUCUAGCUUCUUAGAGGCACUCACAAAACACAUAAGGUGAAAGGCCUGUUUGAGGGAGGAUUAGUUCCUAGCUGUGUUUUGGGGGAAAAUUGAUUGGUCACAGUAACAAUCUCAUUAUGAACUAUAUUAUUAAAGUGAAUAUUCAUUCGGGCCUUGCCAUGGGGAAGAAGAAAUAAAUGAGUUUAUAUUUUGUUUUA
Molecule: messenger RNA, 1342 nt
Organism: Cryptomeria japonica (Japanese cedar)
Lineage: Eukaryota; Viridiplantae; Streptophyta; Pinopsida; Cupressales; Cupressaceae
Product: monothiol glutaredoxin-S15, mitochondrial
Exons: 7
Coding region: 382-873 (163 amino acids)
Source: RefSeq, a predicted model, not a curated record